UCAUGACCAUUGCCUUAAACAGAGUAGAGUAGAACAGGUACUGUGAGGAGAAGCAAAACAGGGCAGAAUGGUGAGGUGCUGGAAGCAUUCUGAAGCCGCUCUGGAGGAGCCACAGCGCAUGCAGUGUGAUCCCACGAGCUCCUCCAGGGUUCCUCACAAAGUGCUGUGGUUGAGUCUGGCUGUCAUGCUGCUCAUUGUUAUCAUUGCUCUCGGUGUCACAGCACAUCUAGGGCUUCAGCACAGGACACAAUCUUCAAUGCAGGUCUUCAGAAUCCCUGACCACACAAGUGACUUGAUCAGUCAGUCCACUGUUAUCGACAAGAAUAACAACGUAGUGACCUAUUCUGUGACUUCUCAUGUCAACCACAGCUCCACGGUCAUUUUUGACCUGAGACAUGGCUUGGUUUGCUAUAAACCUGACAACCAGGACAGCUGCUUUCUUCGCCGGAUGGAGAGCUGGGAUUUUGAGAACAUGCAGUCUCAACUGAACGAGUCAGAGCAGCUGGUCCGUCAGGUCUGGGUGGUGGGAAAUCAGACUGAAAAACAUACUGAGUUUUUGGGAGUGAUGCCUGGCAGUCGUGUCGAAGCUUCAAGUCUUCAAGAACCUCUUCAGUCGCUCUGUGAACAGGCCUCUGUCUACUGGACUAGAAAAUCUGAAGGUCCCGGAAAACAAAGACUUAUUUACUUCUGCAUCGACAUCUGCUUCCCCAGCAACAUUUGCGUUUCCGUGUGUUUCUACUACUUGCCAGAGUGACAUUCAA
Danio rerio (zebrafish) is the source of this 761-nucleotide messenger RNA. RefSeq names its product BRICHOS domain containing 5 (gene bricd5). Lineage: Eukaryota; Metazoa; Chordata; Actinopteri; Cypriniformes; Danionidae. The record is from RefSeq and is marked validated.